Molecule: messenger RNA, 3532 nt
Organism: Oncorhynchus masou masou (cherry salmon)
Lineage: Eukaryota; Metazoa; Chordata; Actinopteri; Salmoniformes; Salmonidae
Product: hepatic lectin-like
Source: RefSeq, a predicted model, not a curated record
GUGUUACGAAACAAGCAGUGAAGAAAGGGUGUGAUGUUGAGUUUGGGUCCUCACAGACUCACAGACUUGAUUGGAAACGAACCAAGUUGGAACAUUAUGGAGAACGUCAUUGAGGGUUCAUCUGUGGAUCAAUAUCCUACAAAUGCGUAUGAAAAUGUGACAGCCAACCAGCAGGACAACGGAGACAGCUCAGGAUUAGCUCAGCACUCAAGCAGAAGAGUCUACAGAUUAAUUGCUGUGGGUUUUGGGUCGCUGUUUGUCCUACAAGUCCUUCUUAACGUCUCCCUGCGUUUAGUCGACAACCUGAGCGAAGGGAGAGACCAGUUGACAUGUGAGAAAGACGGCCGCAACAUAUGUCCCCAAGACUGGAUAUACAGGCCCAGCUGCAGUUGUUACUUCAUCUCCCUUGACACUAAAAACUGGACUGAGAGUAGACAGGACUGUCUGGACAGAGGAGCAGACCUCAUGAUCAUAAACAGCAGAGCGGAACAAGUUUUCAUCAAAACACUGGGCCACAGAACCUGGAUCGGUCUGACUGACAGAGAAGUCGAGGGAACCUGGAGAUGGGUGGACGGGACAGCACUGACCGCAAGUUAUUGGACUACAACCGGCGAACCGAAUGGAGGAGCUGAAGAGAACUGUGCUGAGAUUAUCGGCAUUCACAUUGACCCGGUAUUGGCCUGGAAUGAUCUACCAUGUCACUAUGAACGGCGUUGGAUCUGUGAGAGGUCGUUGGUUCUGUGAGAGGUCGUUGGUUCUGUGAGAGGUCGUUGGUUCUGUGAGAGGUCGUUGGUUCUGUGAGAGGUUGUUGGUUCUGUGAGAGUUUGUUGGAUCUGUGAUAGGCCGUUGGAUCUGUGAGAGGUCGUUGGUUCUGUGAGAGGUCGUUGGUUCUGUGAGAGUUUGUUGGAUCUGUGAGAGGUCGUUGGUUCUGUGAGAUUCAGCCCUAACAUGUCUCUAACACCUACAAUAGUAUCCACGUCCAUUCCAGAAAACCCCAAGCAACAUUAUCUUAAACAAGUAAGGCAAGUCACAAUUAAUUUAGGGAAAAAGCAGGUUCCGCAUUUAUAAAAGUAAUGUUUUUUCUCUCUCUUUUGACUCCUUUCUCACAGGUUCCCCCCAUGCUCAUGUAACACGUGUUGAAUUCCUUUGUUGUAUAAUGACCCAGAGUCUGAAUAGUUCCAUGAAAAUCAAAGUCAAUCCUAUAUGUUAAAACACUUCUAAGAACUUUAUAUGGUCACUGAUAGUGUUUUAUAAUGGUCUCCCAACAUUAUAUUGUGAUAUGCAUGCAUAAAUGAACUUAUCUGUUGAUUUUUGAUCACUGUACUGUACAUUUUACUCAGGGGCACAACUUUCACUGGGGACAGGGGGGGACAUGUCGCCCCCCCACCCAGUUUUAAUCAUUGGUAUGUGAUACAAAACGAGGCAACGGUGUGCUUUAGGACCAUGCAGACGCCUCCGAGGUCUGGUAGGCUGUUUGGACUGUUUAUCCAACUGAAUAAAACCAUUUUUAACAUGUUUUUUUUUUUUUUAAGUUAUGCCCCUCCCACUUCUAAAACCCAAGUUGCGCCCCUGAUUUUACUACACGUCGUCAUUGGGCUAGCAUGACUAGUCAUGCCCCCUUUUCGUUGUUCAUUUGUACUUUGCAGAGGAUGUGGUGCAUUAGGGCAGCACAACAUUUGUUUUUGGAAGUUGUUAUUGUAAUUAUCAGCUACGUCAUGUGUUUUUGUUAAGAUAUUUUGACAAUAUUUUAUUGUUCUUAAGAGCACAUCAUGUACUGUAAUGUACUUAACACCUGGCUGUAAUUAACAAUGUUGUCUGGCUGAGGCCUAUAGGCUACUGGAUAUUUACAUUUAAAACUGUACAUUUCAUUUGUAAUUACAUUUUUAUGUGAAACAACAUUAUUGUUAUUGGCCCCUGUCUACAUUCACCUCUUUGGCUCGUUUACAUUCAUUAGUGAAUGACUCCUCUCUGGUGAUGUAUGGGAUGUGUAGUUCUAGAGUGUAGAGAACAAGUUGUACUGAUGUGGAUUAGAACAAACAACCCAACCAUCUAGAUACAGUGGUGGAUGAGAACAAACGACCUAACCAUCUAGAUACAGUGGUGGAUUAGAACAAACGACCCAACCAUCUAGAUUUAGUGGUGGAUUAGAACAAACAACCUAACCAUCUAGAUACAGUGUUGGAUUAGAACAAACAACCCAACCAUCUAGAUAUAGUGGUGGAUGAGAACAAACGACCUAACCAUCUAGAUACAGUUGUGGAUUAGAACAAACGACCCAACCAUCUAGAUACAGUGGUGGAUGAGAACAAACGACCCAACCAUCUAGAUACAGUGUUGGAUUAGAACAAACGACCCAACCAUCUAGAUACAGUGUUGGAUUAGAACAAACAACCCAACCAUCUAGAUAUAGUGGUGGAAUAGAACAAACAACCCAACCAUCUAGAUAUAGUGGUGGAUUAGAACAAACAACCCAACCAUCUAGAUAUAGUGUUGGAUUAGAACAAACAACCCAACCAUAUAGAUACAGUGGUGGAUUAGAACAAACAACCCAACCAUCUAGAUAUAGUGUUGGAUUAGAACAAACAACCCAACCAUCUAGAUACAGUGGUGGAUUAGAACAAACAACCCAACCAUCUAGAUACAGUGGUGGAUGAGAACAAACGACCUAACCAUCUAGAUACAGUGGUGGAUUAGAACAAACGACCCAACCAUCUAGAUUUAGUGGUGGAUUAGAACAAACAACCUAACCAUCUAGAUACAGUGUUGGAUUAGAACAAACAACCUAACCAUCUAGUUACAGUGGUGGAUUAGAACAAACAACCCAACCAUCUAGAUACAGUGGUGGAUUAGAACAAACAACCCAACCAUCUAGAUACAGUGGUGGAUGAGAACAAACAACCCAACCAUCUAGAUACAGUGGUGGAUUAGAACAAACAACCCAACUAUCUAGAUAGUGGUGGAUUAGAACAAACAACCCAACUAUCGAGAUACAGUGGUGGAUUAGAACAAACAACCCAACCAUCUAGAUAUCGUGUUGGAUUAGAACAAACAACCCAACUAUCUAGAUACAGUGGUGGAUUAGAACAAACAACCCAACCAUCUAGAUACAGUGGUGGAUUAGAACAAACAACCCAACUAUCGAGAUACAGUGGUGGAUUAGAACAAACAACCCAACCAUCUAGAUACAGUGGUGGAUUAGAACAAACAACCCAACCAUCUAGAUACAGUGGUGGAUUAGAACAAACAACCCAACCAUCUAGAUACAGUGGUGGAUUAGAACAAACAACCCAACCAUCUAGAUACAGUGGUGGAUGAGAACAAACGACCCAACCAUCUAGAUACAGUGGUGGAUUAGAACAAACAACCAGUGGCGACGACAUAUUAUAUUAUUAUUAUUGUAUUAUUACGUUUGUGUAUGUUUUGUUAUCAACGUAUCACUUUCCAGUUUAAAUGUCUCUUUGGACAAAGUAAAGUGUGUGGCUUUCACAUUUUCCAACUUUUACUUGAAUUAAAAAACAACAUGCAAACUGAA